GAGAACAAUGCCUAUUCUAAGCCGACUCAACACUGCAGCAAUUACCCAGCAUGUUGUUUUCGAACCAAAGGCUUAGCCACAACGGAUCCAGCAAGCGUGCCCACUAUGUACAUCAGCCCCGUCAGCAAGGCCAUCAGCUGGGCCUCUCAGCAGUGGCGCGCCUGACACUUACUAGAAUAACAUGAUUCGAACAAAAAAAGCAGACCGCUGCGCAAGAUACCAUUUCCCUGGUGUUCAACUCCAAGCUGGUGCUGCUCUCCGCAGCGUCAUCAAGGUCGAGGCUUUGAGGCUGAGCUCACCUGUGCUGGCGACAUCGCACAGCAACAACAGCAACGGCUUACUGCUAGACGGCAACAGCAGCAUCCGAAGGCUAUGUCCGCGCGUCAUGAAUAGAAAACGCUGAUUUGCGAUGUGGACAUGAAGACGAGUAUAUAUGUGAGAGUGUGCAAUCGUCGAGAUUGAAACCCAUCAUCACAACAACACCACAGUAUCAAUUCCUCUCCAUCCAAACCAUCACCAGCAUUUGGACUACUUAUUCAAGCUACCUUAAUAGCCACCAAAUCAACUCACACCAAACAC
This is a messenger RNA of Exserohilum turcica Et28A, 579 nucleotides long. RefSeq lists its product as uncharacterized. The transcript has a single exon. NCBI's taxonomy places the organism in Eukaryota, Fungi, Ascomycota, Dothideomycetes, Pleosporales, Pleosporaceae. The annotation marks the transcript as partial. The record is from RefSeq and is a predicted model, not a curated record.